Molecule: messenger RNA, 152 nt
Organism: Entrophospora candida
Lineage: Eukaryota; Fungi; Glomeromycota; Glomeromycetes; Entrophosporales; Entrophosporaceae
Source: the annotation of a GenBank genome assembly
AUGAGUCUGUCUAGGGAGGAAAAAAAACUUCUAUAUGAAUCAUUACAACAACAGGGGCAAAGUCAAAAAUUGGCUGAAGUCAGUGAGGCAAAAAGUCUUUUUGCAGGUUUAAUGAAUCUUGAGCAUGAAACUGGUUAUAGAGGAGAACAUAU